Messenger RNA from Pedinophyceae sp. YPF-701, 2616 nucleotides. The record is from the annotation of a GenBank genome assembly. Lineage: Eukaryota; Viridiplantae; Chlorophyta; Pedinophyceae.
AUGUCGAGCCGCUGCGCCGUCAUGUCGCCCGAGGAACCCGCCCAGGCGACGGCGCCAGCCGUCCAAGCACAGCCCGACGCGUCCGUCAGCAACGCCCUCGCCAAGCUCGCCAUCGCCGAGCGCCCGGACGACGCGUGGGACCUGUCGCCCACUGCACCGCCCGGCACCCGCGUCCAGAGGAACUUCUCGAUGGACCUGGUCGACCGCUCCCAGGAGGUGACGGUCAUCAUGUCGGUGCCCAUCCCCGGCACCGACCGCGAGCGGCGCAUCAGCAUCAACGCCUUCGCGAACGAGCGCAUCGCCGACAUCAAGGCGCGCGUCUCCAACCUCGAGGCCUUCCCCGUCGCGUCCGGCCCCGCGAACCUCCUCCUCCUGAACGACCGCGAGCUGCACGACUCGGAGUAUGUCCAGCAGGUGCUCGAGUCGGUGCGCGGGCAGCCCGAGGGCGAGAACGGCGAGCUGCACAUCAUCGUGCGCCUCAGGGACCUCGAGGAGCUCUCCAUCAACACGGACGUCCGCGAGGUCCGCAUGAACGGCCACGUCGGGCGCGGGCUGCUGCCGGGGCCCCCCGCGCCGCAGCCGCAGCCGGCGGGGCCCGAGGCGAUCGUGCCGCGCGCGCGCGCGGCGUCGGCGAUCCCGCAGCCGCCGUCGAUGACGUCGCUGCUCACCGCGGCCGAGCGCACCGCGGGCGGGUCCCCGCGCACGUCGGCCACGGGCCUCGCGCGCCCGCUGCCGCCCGCGCUGCCCGACGGGUCGCUCAGCGAGCGCGCGUCGCGGCCCGAGGCGCUCAGCCUCACGGGCGGCGCGUUCACCGCGCCGAACGCGCUCGCGAUGCGGCGCGUGAACACCGUCGGCGAGGGCCUCCACCGCGCCAACCUGCGCAUGUCGGAGGACACGCUGGUGCACCUGGUGAUGAAGCGGUCGGUGAACAAGGAGCUGGAGCCGCGCGAGGACGGCGCGGGGACGUUCAUCAUCACCGCGAGCGACACGCGCGAGGACAUCAGCGAGAAGAUCCGCAACGCCGCGCGGCACACGGUGAUGAUGAACAGCGAGCUCGGGCGGCCCGGGUGCAAGCGCGAGAGCCGCGUGUCGACCGCGGACGCGCUGAACCGGACGAGCUCGGACGCGGGCGAGGAGUUCGCGCCGCUCGACGCGGACGCCGCGGCGUUCGCCGGGCGCGGGAGCCUGAGCGCCAAGUACGGCAUCGAGGACGUGGUCGAGGCGGUGGAGUCCGGGCCGGUGUCGCCGCCGCCGCACGUGGAGAGCGCGGCGGACCUGCUCGUCGCGGACGUGACGGACGACGAGGGCCACGUGGUCGACGCCCCCGUGCACCCCGCGUCGUGCCCGCUGCCCAUCUCGCCCGCGACCGGCGGCGCGGGGCAGCGCACGACGCUCGCGGCGCACGCGGGCCGCUCGAACGGGUCCGACCAGAUCCUCCCCGUCGUCCCGGAGUCGUUCCGCCAGUCGGGCGCGGCCGGCACGACCCCCCCCCUCGACACCACCCUCCACCCGCUCAACCGCGCGUGGCGCGAGGCGCAGAUGGGCCUCGACUCCGGCUGGCGCCCCGAGCUCACGCCCGCGGGCACGGGCGGGACGUACUUCCUCUCGAACGCGUCGGGGCAGCGCGUGGCGGUGUUCAAGCCCAUGGACGAGGAGCCCAACGCGGAGGCCAACCCCAAGGGCUGGUCGAUGGUGCCGGCGGGCGAGGGCGGCUCCGGGAGCCCGACGCAGGCGCUCCGGCUGGGCCUGGAGGUCGGGCAGGGGGCGCUGCGCGAGGUGGCCGCCUACCUGCUGGACCACAACACGUUCAGCGACGUCCCGGCGACGCACAUGGUGGAGUACGUGAGCCGCGCGAACGGCGGCGGCGGCGGCGGCGCGCUGGUGCGGAAGGUCGGGUCGCUGCAGGAGUACGCGGAGCACGACGGGGACUGCGAGGAGUGGGGCAGCGGCGCGGUGUCGACCGCCGAGGUGCACAAGAUCGCGGUGCUGGACAUGCGCCUCGCGAACACGGACCGCAACGCCAGCAACGUCCUCAUCCGCCGCCUCCCCUCGGGGCAGCAGGAGCUCAUCCCGAUCGACCACGGGUACUGCCUCCCCGCGUGCUUCCAGGACAUCAACUUCGAGUGGGUGUGGUGGCCGCAGGCCGAGCAGCCGUUCGACGACGUGACGCGCGCGUUCGUGGCGACGCUCGACGCGGAGAAGGACCUCCAGCUGCUCAAGGAGGCGCUCGACUGGGACGUCGCCAAGACGCGCCCCGGCGUGGCGCGCGUGAUGCGCGUGUGCACGCACGCGCUGCGCGCCGGCGCCGCCGCGGGGCUCCCGCCCGCCACGAUCGGCGGGUUCAUGUGCCGCGGGUACGCGCGGUCGUCGGAGCUCCCGUCCGACCUGGAGACGCUCCACGUCCAGGCCCUCGAGGCGUGCGGGUUCCGCGCCCCGCCGGCGAAGGGCGACGAGGCCUGCGACAUGGGCCUCGUGGUGCCGGAGCCGGAGUACCUCGCGGCGAUGCUCCCGCUGGUGGACCGGUGGAUGCAGGAGUGCGCGGACGCCUCGAUGAGCACCUCGACCGAGUCGUCGCCCAGCGACCCCAGCCGCACGUGCGUGUUCGGCCCCGAGUGA